This is a messenger RNA of Medioppia subpectinata, 477 nucleotides long. The record is from the annotation of a GenBank genome assembly. NCBI's taxonomy places the organism in Eukaryota, Metazoa, Arthropoda, Arachnida, Sarcoptiformes, Oppiidae.
AUGAAAAAUAAGAAGAUCGUUAAGAAAGGGAACAACUUAUCGGCCUGGGUGAUCGGGUGUGUUGUGAGCCCGCAGUGCCCUGUCGUGUGUGUGUGUGUGACCUGCAAAGAGGGUCAGUACAACCUCUGCGAACACAUGUUAUGUCACGCGACUCCACCACAACACGGCUCACUCACCCAACUCUUCAUACAUCCCAAAGACUUUACGUUCAAAUUGCCCGACAAUCUCACUGACGAAGAGGGAGCUAUGAUUGAGCCGUUGUCGGUGUCCGUAUACGCCGUCCAAAGAUCUGGUGUUACGGCGGGCUCGUCGGUGAUGGUCACCGGUUGCGGACCAAUCGGUUUCUUCCAGACAAUGGUCUCGAAAGCGGUUUUGGUUUUGGACACGAACUGCAAUCGUUUAAAACUGGCCAAAAGUAUUGGCGCCGACGAAGUGAUUCAAGUGGAUAGGGAUAUGACUGAAGAUAAUUUAGUUUAA